AACACGCACCAGGUGUGUGCCCCAGGGAAUCCAAAGCAUUCUCUGUGAUUCCGCCGGUUGUGAACGGCGUUGAGGGUGCAAUUUAGCCUCUGACGGUGACGGUGUUUGAACAAGGGUUACCGGAAACGUGUGACGCGGCACACGUCAUUCCAACCUCUCGGGGCUGGUGCUGCUGCCCGUCUAGUGCGCACUGCGGUGUGGUUGGGUGAAGCAGGGCGUGGCAAGGUUCUCCUGGAAUUGGAGCUUGUGUUCGGAAAACGCUUAGCAGGCCCGCAUCACAACAUCACCCCCGAGGACGCAGGCAGUUGGCCCAAGGAAGACAAGUUUGGAGGUAAUUUUCAAGACUUCCCUCGCGACAAGAGAGCCAGCAGCGAAGAUACAACCUCGAGAGACCAACCAAACAAGCAGAACCGACGCAGGAAUAUCCUGCCCAUCGCAUCAUGACAACGCUGGUGGAGUCACGGGGGCAGCGAGUGCAGAAGUUCUGCAUAAAAAACGUCCUUCCGCUGGGCUUCUUCGUUGUCCUGGUGAUCGCCCUCGCUUGGCCGGCGCCCGGGAAGGCGGUGGCGAAGCCGAAGGUUGGCGACUAUCGCCUCGUGCAAACCAUCAACGUCAUUGUGAUCUUCAUCAUCUCCGGCCUGACACUAAAGACCGACGAUAUCAAGGAAGCCCUGAGCAAGGAGGGGAGAUGGGGUUACAUCUACGGGGUCGUGGCCAUCUUGGGGAUCACGGGCGCCGUGGGGUUCGUUGCUGCGGAGAUUCCCUUCGACGUGGAUGAGUUCUCCUACGGGUUGUCGGUGUUCUGCGUGGUGCCCACGACGCUCUCCUCUGGGGUGACCCUGGUCAUGAAUGCUGGGGGAAACGAUGCCCUGGCGCUCCUCCUCACCGUAACAACCAACUUGCUCGGAGUUGUGACGGUUCCGUUUUACGUCAAGGGUGUGGUCAACGCCGGAGAAGAUGCGUCCAUUGACCCGGUGGGCCUUCUCGUCAAGCUGAUCAUUAGUGUUCUGGUUCCGCUGGUGGUGGGAAAGGUGAUAAGAGAGGCAGUACCGGGGGCGAAGGCGCGGGUGAAGCGGUUCAAGGUGCGGCUGAGCCUGACGAGCAGCGCGAUGCUCAUCAUGGUGGUGUGGCAAACCUUGAGCAGGGCGCAAGACAAUUUGACGUCGGUGGCGUUCACGCAGAUCUUGUCUGUGAUUGCCUCGGGCAUCGGUCUGCAUUUAGUCUACCUGAGCAUCAACUACCCGAUCUGCAAGUACAUCCUCAAGCUCAAGCGGCGAGAAUUCAAGGCCGUGGUGCUCAUGAGCUCGCAGAAGACGCUGCCGGUGUCGGUUACCGUCAUCGGCUUUCUUGGAAAUGUGGGGCAAGAGGGGCUCAUGACGAUACCAUGCAUCGUCGGGCACAUGUCGCAGCUCUUCAUGGACGCUUACAUAGCCUCCAGAUGGGCCAACGACGAUGUCGCCGCAGUAGAGGACGAAGCAGAGGGCGCGAAGACGAAUGGGGUAGUUUCUACAAUUUAGUUCUAUUAUGCUCUUCUCUAUACAUAGUAGGGAGGAUUGAGCCGUGGGCGUCUUGCUUGGGGUCUUCUUGUGCAGCGUUUUUUCUCUUUUUUUCCCGCGCAACUCACCGUGCUUGGUGUUGUUUAGCAGCACAUCCCCCUCCCUACCCUUGAGGAUUGUCGAGGUUCGGUUGAGGUGAAUGGCGCCCCCACUACUCACAGGCGUCCGCCAUUUGUAUGGUUGUGGCGGGUGUUGUAGAUGAGUGAGCUAGAGAGAUUUCUUCGGCUCGCCUGAUAUCAUGUCAAAAGCGCUAUUGUAAUAGUUCGCUUAUGAUUCUUUGGUGGCUUGGACGCAUGUAGAUACCGAUUUAAUACUUAGGAAUAGUAAUGAACAUAUCGUCGGGCGAACCGCAUUUGAUACGAAACUUGGUAGGCAACAGAGUUGUAGGGAAGAACGGAGUCCUUGUGUCAGUAUUGUUGGGCAUCAGGCGAUGUCUCUAGGGAGUUGGAGCAGGUAUGGGUUUUGUUACCGUGCUCAACGGCUACGGGGAUACAUGAUGCAUUGAUC
Ectocarpus siliculosus is the source of this 2063-nucleotide messenger RNA. The record is from the annotation of a GenBank genome assembly. NCBI's taxonomy places the organism in Eukaryota, Phaeophyceae, Ectocarpales, Ectocarpaceae.